AUGGGGACUACCAUAAAUGAUGAUGAAAAUGAAGAGGAUGAGGAGGACAGUGAUAAUGACAAUGACAAUGACGAUGAUGUGGCUAACAAUGUUGAAAAAGAGGGCGUGCCCAACUUUAACAAAUUGUUGAAUGAUGCUCAAAGAGAGUUGUACCCUGGGUGUCAUAAGUUUUCUCUUUUAUCAUUUGUUGUUAAGAUGCUUCAUGUGAAGGUGUUGAACAAGUGGAGCAAUAAGUCUUUCAACAUGUUGUUGGGGAUAUUAAAGGACCUUCUACCGGUAAGUGAUCAAGUGAUUCCAUGGAUCCUUUAUGAAGCCAAAAAAUUCUUACGUGCCUUAGGCUUAGGAUAUGUGUCGAUUCAUGCAUGCAUGUAUGAUUGUGCACUUUUCUGGAAAGAGAAUGCAAAUUUAGAGAAUUGUCCGAUUUGUCAAGAGUCUAGAUACAAGUCGAAUUAUGGAAAAGGUAAAAAAGUUCCUCACAAGACCUUAAGAUACUUCCCAUUGACAUCAAGGUUGCAGAGAUCAUAUAUGUCGAGAAAAACAGCAAUAGAUAUGAGAUGGCAUAAAGAGAAACGAGUAGAUGAUGGGAUAUUGAGACACCCGGUUGAUGGUGAGGCAUGGAAGGAUUUUGAUAGGCAACAUCCUUUGUUUUCCCGAGAGAGUCGAAAUGUGAGGUUAGGGUUGGCCACUGAUGGUUUCAAUCCUUUUGGAAACAUGAGCAACUUGUACAGUAUGUGGUCUGUGAUUGUUAUGCCUUACAACUUGCCUCCUUGGAAAUGUAUGAAACAAGCAUUUAGUAUGCUGUCAUUGCUUAUCCCUGGACCACAAGCACCAGGGAGAGAUAUCGAUGUUUACAUGCGACCAUUAAUUGAUGAGUUAAAGGAGUUGUGGGAAGAUGGUGUGCUUACUUAUGAUGCCUUAAUUGAAUUAAGUUUUCAAAUGCUUGUAGCUGUUAUGUGGACAAUUAAUGACUUUCCUGCAUAUGGAAACUUGUCAGGAUGGAGUACGAAAGGGUAUUUGGCUUGUCCCACCUGUAACAAAAAUGCUUCCUCACAACGGUUGAGAGAUGGGAAGAACAAAGACACAGGAAAAGCACGCAUGGAUUUGGAAGAUAUGAAAAUAGGGAAGGAGUUGCACUUAAAAAGGCGUGCCGAUGGAUCUUUUGAAAAGCCCCUAGCAUUGUACACUUUGUCCUCAGAUGAAAGAUAUGGUUUUUGUGAGUUUUUAAAGUCAAUUAAGUAUCCUGAUGGUUAUGCAGCAAACAUCUCAAGGUGUGUGAACACAAAAGGUGAUAAGUUAACAGGCCUAAAAAGUCAUGAUUGUCAUGUCCUCAUACAGCGGCUUCUUCCCAUUGGAAUGCGUGGAUAUCUUCACAAUGAUAUUUGUGUCGCAUUAUUUGAGUUGGAAAAUUUCUUCCAAGAGCUUUGCUCGAAGACAUUGAAGAUGAAGAAUUUGGAAAUAUUAGAAGAUUGCAUAAUAUUCAUACUAUGCAAGUUAGAAAAAAUUUUUCCACCAACGUUUUUUGAUGUGAUGGUCCAUUUGGCGAUUCAUUUGCCGCGUGAAGCCAUUCUUGGUGGGCCUGUGCAAUAUCGAUGGAUGUACCCCAUUGAAAGGCUACUUGGAACUUUAAAAGGAUAUGUUGCAAAUCGAGUUCGUCCAGAAGGUUCGAUCACAGAAGCUUAUGUUGUCAAGGAGUGUCUCACAUUUUGCUCAAUGUAUCUAGGUGGGAUUGAAACUGUAUUUAAUCGAGAGGAACGGAAUGUCGAUGUUAGUGUGCAUGAGUCGGGGAUAGAGGUCUUCGCGCAAAAUAUGAACCAAUUACGAGCUCAAGGAUUACCAGAAGCAACUGAUGAUAUGUGGUCAUUAGCAAAUGGUCCUAGUGUGAAUGUUAACUUGUAUUCAGCUUGCAUUUCCAAUGGUGUUCGAUUUCAUAGUAAGGAUCGUGAUAGUAGUCAUAAAUGCCAAAAUAGUGGGUUAGUUGUGGAAGGGGAGCAUGAGAGACAAACAAUUAACUUUUAUGGGUACUUGAAUAGAGUGUGGGAGAUGCAUUACAUGCUUGGACAUCGAGUUGUUUUAUUCCAAUGCGAAUGGUUCAAUACCGGUAACAAUAGAACAUUACAUACCGAUACACAUUGCACAAGUAUUGAUGUUAGAAGGCGAUGGUAUAAAGAUGAUCCAUUUGUCUUACCAAGUCAUGUGAAACAAGUUUUCUACGUUGAUGAUACAAAGUUAGGCGGACAUUGGAAAGUUGUAGAAAGACUACAACAUCGAGGAAUAUGGGAUGUACCAGAACAAGAUGGCUUUGAACCUGACAAUGUAUUGCAACAAAAUGAAACAACUGAUGCUGUCCCAGUGAGCGUCGAAGACCCCGUGACAAUCUCACUUCAUAGGAAUGACAUUGAUCCUCAAAUUAUCCCAAGUGAGGUGGUUUUACAAUUAGUUAAUCAAGCACACAACGAUGGUGUUGAUGAGGAAGAUGGGUGCGAUAAUGAAGAUGAUUACUACGAGCAUUGA
Messenger RNA from Camellia sinensis, 2511 nucleotides. The record is from RefSeq and is a predicted model, not a curated record. NCBI's taxonomy places the organism in Eukaryota, Viridiplantae, Streptophyta, Magnoliopsida, Ericales, Theaceae.